CUUCUAGAAAUUUGCUGCGCGAGCAAGUAACGGAGAAAUACGGUUAAUAUAAAAGUAACUGGCAGUGAAGGUUCUCGCCGAUCAAAAGACAAGCAAAGAACUUCGCGGCCACUGAUUACGAAAUCGUACACAAAGCGGCAAGGUGAUGCUGGAAGGUGAUUUCAAACUGGUUUCUGCAAAGAAAAGAUCAAACAAGUCUGCCCAGAGGAAAGAGUCUACAAUAACACGCAGUCAGUUGACUGGCAUUCCUGAUAUUAAUAAAGAAUCUGCAAUAAGAAGGAUAGAAUUAGCGAAAGAAGAAAUUCAGGAAUCAGAUUUCUAUACAGCAGUUCGAGUAGUGCUACUUCAGGGACUGAAAUUGCUGAACAGCUCUGAAAUUAAAGAAAUUAUUUGUUAUGGACUUGGACAUGUGGCAGAAUGCAUGACAUCCAGAUAUCAACUAGGCCUGCUACUUUUACUGAAAGACAAUUUUAAUUCUGAAGUGUACAUUCAUGAUCCUGUUUUCUAUUCUGCAGAGUGUGAGCUGCUCAGAGAUCUAAAUUUCCAGUUGAUUACAGAGAAUGAAGAAGGGAAGCGUAAACUGAAACCAUCUGUAACGACACUGGUUUAUUUGCCCCACUGCCCUAAACAGAUAACAAAUAAUUUCUUGUGGGCUAAUUGGGGUCCACAGCUUACAAACUGUCUCCUGUUUUGUAAUAGUUUCAAUAAAAUUGUAGAAACAAAUCCAAAGACAGUACUGUAUACAAGUGUAAGUUAUAUAUUAAAUAUAUUUCCACAUACUGAAGAGUUUGGGGUGAUAAAUUCAUUUCAGUACAAGGAAAUAUUUAAUGACUUGGCUAUACACGUGUUUCCUCAGAAGAAACUUGAUUUAGUGGCAUCCGAUCUUUGGAACUAUUGUGAAGAGCCGAAGUAUUCAGCUGAUGAUACAGAAUUCAUAACCAAUAAAUUACAGUCUGCUCUGAGGUUAAAUAGCUGACAAUUGGGCAAGAACUUUUAAUAUGGGAGGCCCAGGAUUAAGGAUUCUUCGCCAGCUUUUGUCAGAAUUGCGCCACAUGAGCUUUGAUGGUAAUUUACAAGAUUCCUUAUUGAAGAAAUACAUUUUGCAACAGUAUCGUA
Schistocerca piceifrons (Central American locust) is the source of this 1116-nucleotide messenger RNA. Its product is annotated as SRR1-like protein. Gene Ontology annotation, cellular component: nucleus; cytoplasm. Lineage: Eukaryota; Metazoa; Arthropoda; Insecta; Orthoptera; Acrididae. Gene Ontology annotation, biological process: microtubule-based process. Bases 146 to 976 code for a protein of 276 amino acids. The record is from RefSeq and is a predicted model, not a curated record. The transcript is spliced from 3 exons.